This is a messenger RNA of Anopheles merus, 413 nucleotides long. Its product is annotated as peritrophin-1-like. The record is from RefSeq and is a predicted model, not a curated record. The transcript is spliced from 2 exons. Gene Ontology annotation, molecular function: chitin binding. Gene Ontology annotation, cellular component: extracellular region. NCBI's taxonomy places the organism in Eukaryota, Metazoa, Arthropoda, Insecta, Diptera, Culicidae. The coding region runs from base 96 to 365 and encodes 89 amino acids.
CGGGUGAAAACAUAUAAAACCUCUCGUUAUGCUCAUCACUCGCUAGUAUCGUUUCAUUCAUAACGCUAUUGUAGUAAUUGUAUCGAACGUAAAUCAUGAAAGGUGCCGGUGCGCUAAUUUUGCUAGCCACGUUUGCUGUGGCUGUACACGCCCUGGACAUCCCGCUAGAAUGCCCCGAAGAGGACGACAUUUUCCACCCGGUUCACAUUCCCCACUUUACCGAUUGUACCAAGUUCUACAAGUGUUUCAACGGCAAAAAGUACGAGAUGGACUGCCCGGCCGGUUUGCACUGGAAUAUCGAGAAGGAUUUUUGUGACUUUCCCGAGGAAGCUAACUGCGAACGGCCGCUGCAAAUCGACCCGUAAUGGUUCGAUCAACUAAGUGAAUAAAAUCUUUUAUUAUCAAAAUUAAAA